This is a messenger RNA of Plasmopara halstedii, 1410 nucleotides long. RefSeq names its product RxLR-like protein. Bases 1 to 1410 code for a protein of 469 amino acids. Gene Ontology annotation, cellular component: Golgi apparatus. Lineage: Eukaryota; Oomycota; Peronosporomycetes; Peronosporales; Peronosporaceae. The record is from RefSeq and is a predicted model, not a curated record. Gene Ontology annotation, molecular function: transferase activity, transferring phosphorus-containing groups. The transcript has a single exon.
AUGCAAAGUCUACUGGCUCUCCUGGGCUUCGCGUUGACUGUAGCAACGCUGCUCUACAUGGGGCAGGGGCCAGAUCCACCGGCGCGCCUGGCAGAGCUUCUUAGUGGACUCCCUUCAAGAGACGACUCGCGCUGCGACGUGGCGAAUCUUGAAUUGCUUCGCCGCGCUGCAAUCGUUUAUACAUGGGUGAAUGGCACUGAGAGUUGCUACAACAAACGCCGAGAGCGUGCGGGUCUUCCGCAUGGUGGAACCUCACGAGAUAAAGAGAUGGGUGAGCUCAAGUACUCGCUGCGUUCGCUUCUCAAGUUUGCGCCGUGGCUCGAAGGCCCGAUCUACAUCGUCACGCCAGGCCAGAUCCCGGAUUGGUUAGAUAUGUCCAACCCUCGGGUACGAGUCGUAGACCAAGAUGACCUUUUGCCCAAAGACAAGGCCACGAUUCCGACCUACAACACCAACAUUAUCGAGCAGUAUUUACACAAGAUUCCAGGGCUCACAGAUAUUUUUAUACACAUGAACGACGAUUAUCUAUUCAUCAAGCCCGUGGCACCCGAUCGAUUGUUUACGUGCGAUGGUGGCAUACGAAUGCUCACGGAAAUCAACCACAUUCGCCACGUACCAAGUCAGAAGUCCAAUGCCUGGUUGGCCAGUGUCCGCAAUACCGUUCAGCUUACUGACAAAACUUACGGCGGACAACACGUUUACAAUUUCCUCAAGCACGCGCCAUUUGUAUACAGUCGACUGGCUUUUGAAGAAAUUCACAAAAAGUUUUCUAAAGAGUUAGAUGCUAUGCUGCCACACCAGACACGCCACACGGACGAUCUUAACAUGCCGUUACUACACCAUAUUUACAUGCAAGAAGAAGGGUCGAAAAAGCUUGGAAUUCCAGUAGAACUGAACCCGCUUAGUGAGUGCAACGACUGGCUGCUGGUUCGAGUGAAAGACAAAAGUGAGGAUUCACUCAACAAACAAUUCAAGCUUGCGUUAGAGAACCAGGGCCCUGAAAUUUUGCUGGCAUUAAACGACGAGUACUCUAGCCCAAAGACUGCUGAGCUCGUUGGCCGUUUCUACGCUCAAUUGCUGCCAGACCCCACCAUUUUUGAGCUUCCUGAAGGCCAACAUCUGAGUAUAGUGAGCAACUGGCACGGUCCGAAUUGUUUGUUUGACCCCGAUGUGAUUCCGUUGCCCGAGCCCAACCAUGAUGCAUCAAGAUGGGCGCCUUCUCCAGCAGUGGUUCACUUUCGCUCUCAUAGCGAACGCGCUUUUGCCGAGAUGAUGCCGUCGUUCGGGUGGAUCCUGGCCUCGAACAUUGGCUUCGUCUUAGGCUUGUCAGUCGCCGUCAUCAUAUCUGUCUACAUUUUUCGAUUUACCACCAAGCGCACCCUUGGUCUACAUAUGUCUAAACAAACAUAA